Messenger RNA from Megachile rotundata (alfalfa leafcutting bee), 2678 nucleotides. RefSeq lists its product as uncharacterized. The record is from RefSeq and is a predicted model, not a curated record. Gene Ontology annotation, biological process: lipid catabolic process. NCBI's taxonomy places the organism in Eukaryota, Metazoa, Arthropoda, Insecta, Hymenoptera, Megachilidae. Gene Ontology annotation, molecular function: lipase activity; serine hydrolase activity; protein binding.
CGUCGCGUUUCGUCCUCCUUGGAGGCUUUUAUGCCUCCGGGAUUAUUUUCUCGCGGGUUGCUUGUGCUCGGCUUCUUGUUCUGCUCGAACAUGUGGUGCGCGUGACGUGCAGGAUAUAAAGCAGGAAAUGUUCUUCACGGAAGGCUCGUGCGCCUUCCUGCUGCUGGCGGCACUGACGCUGUGCCAGGGGCCCGGUCAUGUUCAGGGGAAAAACGACAACUAUCAAAUAAGCGACGUGUGCAAGAAGAAUUUCAUGCGUGAUCUCUAUAGAAAGAUAGAUGGGGCUGUUAUCAUAUCGCAACACGAGAAAGACCUCGACUGUACCAUCACGUUUCAAACCCAUAGCAUCCUUCAACGAUUUAUGCUACGUUUUGAUCAACUACAAUUGGACUGCAACGAUCAUCUGUACAUCUACGAUGGCGCUCAUGCGGUCAGCAAUUACAAGGCAGACCUGUCCUGCAGGAACACGAAGCAAAGCGUUGGCGCGAUUUAUACGCACACCAACUUCGUGACAUUGAAAUACGUCACCGACUCCUGGGGCACCAUCACGAACGGCUUCCGCCUCGUUAUCACAGCCGUCAAGGAUCCUAAGCACGACUGCAAGGACUUCCAAUGCACUCAGAACGAAUUUUGCAUCGAGACGGACCUCCUUUGUGACGGUGUGAAUCACUGCGGCGAUGGUUCCGAUGAGGCCACCUCCAUCUGUGCCAACUCCGAGACGUCGACAAUUUUGGGCAUGCAGAAGAUUUGGUUCGCAGUCGCCCUCGUUUUCCUGACACUGAGCGUGGCAGGUUUGGUGACGGCGGCCGUUCUCUGUUUCUGCAGACGUACCACAACCCCAAGGCACCCCCAUAACGCGCACAACGCCCAGUCUCAUCCUCCAGUCAGCUUCCCAUGGAUUCCAAGCUCGUAGUUGGCGGUACGUGCUGAUUCAACGCGAAGUUUCCCUCACGACUGGUCGAUACACGGACCACUCGCUUAGUUUCCUCUCGGCAGUCGAGUGAAACCGACCCCAACAGCAAGAGGCUUCAGUGUUCCCGGUGGUGGGUCGGCGGACCAUGGGAGAACGAACAUGGCUGCUCCGAUACUUUGGAACGUGCUCUACGUGGCUCUUUCGUUGAUCUUCACCAGCCAAACCACCAUGGCGAGGCAAACGGAGACUUUCGUCGUGAGCAACACCAUAGACCAAGAAGGGAAGGACUACUUCAUAGGACCCUGUCUGGUGAACGACAACCAGACCUGCCCCGACAAAGAGGUGACGUUUUUCCUGUACACGCAGAGGAACUUCAACGAGAGUCAACAGAUCCUGGUGGACGAGACCAGCUCCAACUUAGCACAGACUAACUUUGACCCCUCGAAACCGACCAAGAUAGUGAUUCACGGUUACGACUCCAAUAUGAUGCUGUCCUACCUCGUGGACGUGCGGAUGGAAUACUUGAAGAGCUACGAUUAUAACGUGAUCGCUGUUGAUUGGCAUCGUCUGGCCACGGCUCCGUGUUACCCCAUCGUCGUUCAAAACGUGCCACACGUGGGUGAGUGUGUGGCCCAACUGAUCGAGAGACUGAGGGACGCAGGAGCGCAGGACAUACACGUGAUAGGCUUCAGUCUGGGUGCCCACGUGCCCGCUUUUUCCGCGAACGCUCUGCACCCGUACAAAAUAUCCAGAAUCACGGGGCUGGAUCCGGCCAUGCCGUUGUUCGUCACGGAGGACAAGAGCAAGAAGCUGGACGCUGGGGACGCGCAGUUCGUCGACGUGUUUCACACGAACGCGUUCAUACAGGGCAAAGUCGAGAUGAGCGGGCACAUAGACUUCUACAUGAACGGGGGUAUCAAUCAGCCCGGCUGCUGGGACAGAUGGAAAGCCUUCGAGUGCGAUCAUCAUAGGUCGGUUAUGUACUUUGCGGAGUCCAUCAACUCGAAGGUCGGUUUCUGGGGAUGGAGAUGCGGAGGAUUCGUGAAUUAUCUUCUGGGUCUGUGUCCGCCCAGGUACCCGGCCGCUUUGGCGGGCGACAAAGUUGACAGGAAGAACAGGGGCUUCUAUCUGGUGAGGACCCACUCUCGCAGCCCGUACGCUAUGGGGAAUUUCAGCGUAAACCGGUUGGAUAUGUACACGUAAGCUGGAGAUAAGCGAUAACGGGAAUAAGCGGGGACUGUGAAUACGACCGGCGUCCCAGAUAAGCAGCCAAAAACGGGUCGUGUACGUAGGAUGAGGACAUGAUCGUGAACUCUCCGAGAGAAAAGUGUGAAAGUUCGUCCGUUGAAAAACGUGGCCCGUGUCAAGGUCAGGAGAUUCCGGGCACCUGGUGCCCUGCUAAUCGAUAUCGUGUUCGAGCAGGGAGAAAGAAGUGGGGCUCGCUUGAGCCGACUACACGCUACGUUUAGAAGCUGAUUCUUUAUCGAUUCGACGCGUGCGAUGUGAAUAGGGACUAUUUGCGAUUCAGAGUGAACUUGGUCAAAUUUCGCGCGCCAUUUCGGUGGGUUUUAAACUCGUCAUAGAUACUGUAGGACUCUGUAUCCGUGGAGGAUGCCUCGAAACUUGUUUGCUGAACCUUAUUAGGUUUAUACUUGUGUAUGUAGUAAUCUGUUUUAUUUAUGUUUAUGUUAUAAUUAUGAUAAUAUUAUUUAUUUGAAUUGUACAGUACGGUAUAGUGAAGGUGAAAAAUAAAACUUGUAAAUAA